CGCGACGCAUGAGCGCGCUCAGUCUUGAUCUAGCGUCGCGAUCGUUUGAAUGUGACUUUGCCCGUAGGAAUGGAUUCGUUGGCUAGGAAGUUGAUCGUGCUAUUCUUGCACAUUUUUGCAUCAGUUUUAGCGGUUCAGGCCCUUCGAUAUCAUUACGAAGAUUAUGACACACCUUCGGGAACCUGCCGUGAACAUGAGGUGUGUAAUAUUGUACAUCAUCGUUACUGGAUGCCGAGCGCGGUUGAAAAAAUUUGUCGAUGUCCAUUGAAUACGCCCAGCUGUCCAGUGACCUACGCUAAACAUGGCCAUAUCAUGAAUGUUAAUAGUCGCACGCAGAUGAAAUUUUGUUCGCCGCUGAAUAAGUUGCAGAAGUGUAAGCCCAACGAAAUAGCGUUGCAGAAAAAGACGCUUUAUCAGAAAUAUGGCGUUAAGAAUGUGGCAAUUGUCGUGCGAUGCAUUUGCGACAAUCAGCAGCAACAUUGGACCUUCAUCAAUCAAACUGGGGAAAACUUUGACGAAAAAAAGCACGAGAUGACUUUGGUGGAUAACUAUCGAUGUGUUGCUCUUGAUCGAUGUAAACCGUAUGACUUCUGUGGAUACGCCAGACGCGAUUAUGGAUUUAUUUUUCAUCGUUGCUCCUGUCCGAUGUCUCACCAGUGUAAAUUUGAUAUCGAUGAGGAUCAGAACGAAGUUAGCGAACUGUUUUAUCGAGGACCAGCUUACAUGGCACGAUGCAUGCCGAUCUACGAUUACGAUUGGUGGUGAUAGAAUGGGUUUUUUUUUUGUUAAUUUUAAGGUUUGCUUAUGGGGAUUUUUUUUUAUUAUCUGACAAUUUGCGCCGGGGGUCUUCAGAUUUCCCCCAAAAUUGAAAAUUUAGUUCAUUUUUGCGAUUUAAAAACACAUGUAUUUUUUCAGAUUUCUAACAUUUUUAUUUUUUGAGUUAGCUUCGGUUAGAUUUUUUGUAAAUAAAAAAUAAGCAUUUUUCAAAGCUACAUAACUCUGGUGUUUCUCAACGGAAAUUAUAAAAUAGCACAUCAAAAUGCAUUGAAAUUUUAUCAGCUUUCCAAAUAGAAUAGUUGAAAAAAAUUAAAUAAUGACCUUCAACAUGAAAAGUUGUAAAUAAACUUAAAAUGGCGUCUAAAAGUACCGUCUGCACCACCGAAUAUUUUGCAAAAAAUAACAAUGUAUAGCUCGAUUCAUGAUCCAACUUUCAUCUGAAGACACCAAAGUGGGCCAUUAACACCUUGAAGAGUUAUGAAAGAAAUAAUGACAACAAAUCUCUUUUUUUGCAUCGAAAACAAACAAUGGUGGAACAACUGCACUCACAUAUGGAGAUAGCAAGCACUUCUAACAACAUGGAAACAAAAGAACUUUGUAGAGUGUUUGCAGCAAAACUGACUUUAAAUUUUAACCAAAAUUCUGAGUAUCGUAUUGUUUAAGUGAUAUUACUAAUAAUGGGAAUGUUGCUUUUACAACCUGGUCAUAUACUAUAUAACUUAUUAAUUUUUCGAUCAAAGAUCAUUGUGAAGCAUAAUCAAUGCCAAUAGUAGAAGGUUCAGUCCCUGUGUUUGGGAUCACAAAAAUGUGAUUAAAAAAAUGAAAUAUAGACGUGCUUUACAUAGUAUUUAUAUCGGGAGCUAAGCACUGGACACCAAAAUCCUUUCCCAUUGAUCAAAAAGUAUGAGAAAGUGGCACAAAUGUUGUAGAAAUAAUCAAAGAGCUCAGUAUGGCCAGCCCAGACUGUAAAAUGAUGAAAAUAUGAUACUUUUACCGUAUUCGUUUUCUACAUUCGCCCAGUUUUGAGGUUUACCAUACUAGAACGAACAUAAUUCGUCGUCAGUGUUUUGCUAUCUCGAUCGCUCACACACGAAUCUUCAGUGUUCCACCGUCCAUUUUAAAUCAAAUCUGGGGAAUUACGGAUGUAAAACUUAGCGCAUAAACUUCCAAAAAUUACAGUAAAAUGUGCAUAACUGGAUGUGACCUAGGUAUAAACAAAUACGUUAUUAGAUUUUUGGAGAUAAUAUGAAGUCAGUUAAGCUGCAAUAAUCUACCGCCCCUUCUUUCAUAACAGUCCCAUAUACAAAAAUAAGCAAGCGAGACAAUCAGCUUUUUCUGUUUUGGAAUAUAUUUUUAAAUUGUGACCACCACUUUCAGCAUAAACGAAAAUCGUUUCUAGGUUGUCAUAAUAAAUCGUUAGGCCUGAAAUUUUCGAAAUUGGGUUAUUGGUAAGGUCGAGAGCACCAUUUUUAUUCAUUAUGGGACUGUUAAUCGACCAUAUUUGAAACCUUUUUCGAAUCUACUAGCAUUACAGUCCCAUACAAAAUAUAUUUUUCUCACCAAGCUACUUUCUAAGACUUAAAUUUGAUCAUUUUUGAACUUCUAAAUGCUUUUGUCAGAAAAAGAAACAUACUUUUGCAAAAAAUAUCAUGAAUUCCACAUUGUAAGUUGAAUUUUUUUACGAUUUUUGAUUGCAUCCGAUAGUUUUUCGCUCAGGAAGUCAUUCCUAAGAAAGUCAGGCCUGCCUUCGAAAACUAGUGUGCAUCAUUCGACAACAAGUGAGUUUAAAAAAUGUUUAAAUGAUUCAAAGCAAUAAACCAAAGACUAUUUCGCCGAAAGAAACAUUGAAAAGUAACCAAAUCCGUGGUAUUUCACAUAUGGGACUGUUAUUCAGGUAUAUUUCAUCUAGGACAGCCACGAAUUGAUAUUUUUUUCGAAAUUUCUAGAACAAAACCUCUUUUUUAGUCUUUUAUGUUGAAGCCUUAUGUUGACCUAAAAUGACGAAAAUUCAUAUGGGACUGUUAUGCGAGUAAGGGCAGUCUGAAAAGGACGAAAAAAUAGUGUUUUUUACCAGCUUUGAUAAAUUCUUUUGUUUCCUUGUUGUUAGAAGUGCUUGCUUUCUCCAUAUGUGAGUGCAGUUGUUCGACCAUUGUUUGUUUUCGAUGCAAAAAAAAGAGAUUUGUUGUCAUUAUUUCUUUCAUAACUCUUCAAGGUGUUAAUGGCCCACUUUGGUGUCUUCAUAUGAAAGUUGCAUCAUGAAUCGAGCUAUACAAUAGUAUUUUUUGCAAAAUAUUCGGUGGUGCAGACGGUACUUUUAGACGCCAUUUAAAGUUUAUUUACAACUUUUCAUGUUGAAGGUCAUUAUUUAUUUUUUUUCAACUAUUCUAUUUGGAAAGCUGAUAAAAUUUCAAUGCAUUUUGAUGUGCUAUUUUAUAAUUUCCGUUGAGAAACAACUGAGUUAUGUAGCUUUGAAAAAUGCUUAUUUUUUAUUUACAAAAAAAUCUAACCGAAGCUUACUCAAAAAAUAAAAAUGUUUUAUUUUUAUUUACAUAGUAUUCCGUCUUACGACAUAACUUGACGAACAUAAUUCCUAAAAUUCACUCGGUCCAUGGCAACCGUUCUCCAAUUUCUCGGGCACCCCACGUUCGCCAGAUCACGCUCCACUUGGUCUAACCACCUCGCUCGUUGCGCCCCCGCUCGUCUUGUUCCUACCGGAUUCGUAGCGAACACCUGUUUUGCAGGACAGUCGUCCGGCAUUCUCGCAACAUGUCCUGCCCAGCGUAUCCGGCCAGCCUUAACCACCUUCUGGAUACUGGGUUCGCCGUAGAGUCGCGCGAGCUCGUGGUUCAUCCUUCGCCUCCACACUCCGUUCUCCUGUACGCCGCCAAAGAUGGUUCUUAACACUCGUCGCUCGAAUACUCCGAGUGUACGCAGGUCCUCCUCGAGCAAUAUCCAUGUCUCGUGCCCGUAGAGAACAACCGGUCUAAUAAGCGUCAUAUACAGGUUACACUUUGUGCGAGGGCUAAGUCUUCUCGACCGCAGUUGCUUGUGGAGUCCAUAGUAGGCACGACUUCCGCUGAUAAUUCGCCUCCGGAUCUCACGGCUGGUGUCAUUGUCUGCGGUCACCAGUGAGCCGAGAUAGACAAAGUCUUCGACUAUCUCCAGCUCGUCGCCGUCGAUCGUGACCUUGUUAUUACUGGACAAGCGGGUUCGGUCGGUCUCGGAUCCGCAGGCCAGCAUGUACUUCGUCUUGGACGUAUUAAUCAUCAACCCAAUCCUUCCUGCUUCGCGUUUCAGUUUGCGGUAGAUCUCCUCCACCGCCGCAGAUGAUCUGCCGACUAUGUCAAUGUCAUCGGCAAAGCAGAUAAGUUGACUGGAUCUGUUGAAAAUCGUGCCCCGCAUUUCGCCCACCGCUCGUCGAAUAACACCUUCUAGCGCCACGUUGAACAUCAUGCAGGAUAGACCAUCACCUUGUCGAAGCCCCCUGCGCGAUUCGAAUGAACUCGACAAUUCACCCGAAAUCCGCACACAGCACUGCGUUCCAUCCAUCGUCGCCUUGAUCAGUCUGAUCAGCUUCCCGGAAAAGCCGUUCUCGUCCAUGAUUUUCCAUAGCUCGUUACGGUCGAUCGUGUCGUAUGCGGCUUUGAAGUCGAUGAAUAGAUGAUGCGUAGGGACUUGGUGUUCACGGCAUUUUUGGAGGAUUUGCCGUAAUGUGAAUAUCUGGUCCGUCGUAGACCGUCCCUCCAUGAAGCCGGCCUGAUGACUUCCCACGAAUCUGUUUGCUUGUGGCGUUAGGCGGCGGAGUAGGAUUCGGGACAACACUUUGUAGGCGGCAUUGAGGACAGUGAUCGCUCGGUAGUUCUCACAGUCCAAUUUGUCGCCCUUCUUGUAGAUGGGGCAUAUUACCCCCUCCUUCCACUCCUCCGGUAGCUGUUCAAUGUCCCAGAUCCGGAUUAUCAACCGGUGUAGGCAAUCGGCCAACCUGUCCGGGCCCAUUUUGAUGAGUUCAGCUGCGAUGCCAUCCUUCCCAGCCGACUUGUUUCUAUUCAGCUGGCGAAUGGCUUCCUUAACUUCACUCAUCGUUGGGAGUGGCUCGUCUUCGUCGUUGGCUACGCCGGCGAUGUACCUUCCCCCACCGUCUUGAUCUCCUGCAUGUGCGCCGUUCAGGUGUUCAUCGAAGUGCUGCUUCCACCUUUUGAUCACCUCACGAUUGUCCGUCAGGAUACCCCCGUCCUUAUCCCGGCACAUUUCGGCUUGCGGCACGAAGCCUUUGCGGGAUGCGUUGAGUUUCUGAUAGAACUUUCGUGUUUCUUGGGAACGAUGCAGCUGCUCCAGCUCCUCGAGCUCCUCCUCCUCCAGGCGGCGCUUUUUCUCCUGGAAAAGUCGGACUCGCUGCCUCUUCCGCUGUCGGUGAUUUUCCACAUUUCGACGGGUGCCUCUCUGCACUACUGCCGCCCGCGCGGCAUUCUCUUCGUCCAUCACCCUCCUACACUCCUCGUCGAACCAGUCGUUCCGUCGAGAUCGCUCCACAUAACCGAUGACGUUCUCCGCAGCACUGUUGAUGGCUGUUUUGAUGGUAUCCCAACAGUCCUCGAGAGGGGCUUCGUCAAGCUCGCCCUCUGCCGGCAGCGCUGCUUCGACCGAUUGCGCGUAGUCUGCCGCGACCUCAGGUUGCUUCAGUCGCGCGAUAUUUAACCGAGGCGGGCGCCGGUUUCGCGUGUUGUUCACUACGGAGAGUUUUGGGCGCAUCUUCACCAUCACCAGAUAAUGGUCCGACUCGAUGUUGGCGCCCCGACAAGAUCUGACGUCGAUGAUGUCCGAGAAGUGCCGGCUGUCGAUCAAAACGUGGUCGAUCUGUGAUUGAGUUUGGUACGGUGAUCUCCAGGUGUACUUGUGUGGGAGGCGGUGCUGAAAAAAGGUACUACGUACGGCCAUUCGUUUGGAGGCGGCGAAAUCGAUAAGUCUGAGGCCGUUUUCGUUGGUCAGCUGGUGCGCACUGAACCUUCCAAUUGUCGGUUUGAAUUCCUCCUCCUGGCCGACCUGAGCAUUGAAAUCCCCGAUGACGAUCUUGAUAUCAUGUUUUGGGCAACGGUCGUAUUCACGCUCCAGCUGCGCGUAAAAUUCGUCUUUGUCGUCACCGGUACUUCCGAGGUGAGGGCUGUGCACGUUGAUGAUGCUGAUGUUGAAGAACCGGCCCUUGAUUCUCAACCGGCACAUUCGUGAGUUGAUCGGCCACCACCCGAUCACGCGCUUUUGCAUCUUUCCCAUCACUAUAAAAGCUGUUCCAAGCUCGUGUGUGUUGCCGCAGCUCUGGUAGAUGGCACGACCAUCUGGGUACGUUCGUACCGUGGAGCCCUUCCAGCAUACCUCCUGCAGCGCUACGAUGUCGAAUUUGCGGCUCUUCAAUUCGUUGGAGAGCACGUGGGUACUGCCCACAAAAUUUAGAGAUCGGCAGUUCCAUGUUCCAAGUUUCCAAUCGUUAGUCCCUUUUCGUCGCGUGGGUCUUUGCCGAUUUCCAUCCGAAAUUUGUUGUUCGUUAUUCGUUGCUUAAGUUUUUUAGUAGUCACAGGCUCGCAAGGCCCGCAGCUAACCCCACUAUCUCGCAGGAGGACCGUCGUGAUGUUGCUGUUUUGGGUCCCGAACACCACCAGGACGCUGUUGCACUCCGUACGCCGCCCCUAACAUGGAGAACAGACGCGUACGAAGCCCCCUAACUCAUUCUGCAUGCGACCAAAGCAUCCACCAGGGUUGGGUACCCGAUCUCCGCUAAGGUUGCUCGCACCCCAGCUAGCACCACGGGGAGGUAGAGAAUCGGAGUUGCAGACAAGAGGUGAUAUGACCACUACCCGAAGGUUGGGUGUAUGGGGUCUCGAGUUGCACAUUGUCUAC
This is a messenger RNA of Uranotaenia lowii, 6666 nucleotides long. Its product is annotated as U-scoloptoxin(11)-Sm6a-like. Bases 70 to 765 code for a protein of 231 amino acids. Lineage: Eukaryota; Metazoa; Arthropoda; Insecta; Diptera; Culicidae. The transcript has 3 exons. The record is from RefSeq and is a predicted model, not a curated record.